Molecule: messenger RNA, 5893 nt
Organism: Helicoverpa armigera (cotton bollworm)
Lineage: Eukaryota; Metazoa; Arthropoda; Insecta; Lepidoptera; Noctuidae
Gene: NKCC
Product: bumetanide-sensitive sodium-(potassium)-chloride cotransporter
Exons: 20
Coding region: 465-3674 (1069 amino acids)
Biological process (GO): potassium ion import across plasma membrane; cell volume homeostasis; potassium ion homeostasis
Cellular component (GO): membrane
Molecular function (GO): sodium:potassium:chloride symporter activity
Source: RefSeq, a predicted model, not a curated record
UUAAAAACUGCCGUUCGUAAGGGCGCUUGAAGUUGGUGUGUUUAUAAAAACUCGUAGCAGAGGCUUCGCGGGCUCUGGUCGAGCGGUGCGGUGCGACUGGGCACACGCGCCAUCGCGAUUUUCCGCCUCGCGAAACACGACGAACACUCGCGCUUACGUACAAAAUUAUUUUAGAAAAUUUUAACUAACACAAAAAUAUUAAUGUACAAUAUUAUUUGCAUAAUAACUUUAUAUAUUUAAGUGACUAUAAACUCAGUGUGCAUUAGUGAAUUAAACAGUGAUAACUAUUUAAUUAAGUAUUUUCGGAAGGACAUUUUUCUUCACUGCAAACAUUUUAAGAUAUCGCGCAAAGAAAAUUAUGUGGUUGGGCGCAACCCCGAAGAAGUAUUUCGUAACAAUAAAGCUACGUGAAGUAGUUUCAUAUAAGUGUAGCUUCCGGUAGUCCACCGACCUUACACCUCAUCAUGGAAGAAAACAGGUUCACAGUUUCCUCCGUGGAGGCUGAAUCGAAGAAGAAUGGCAUACACAUGGGUGCCAACAUCAUCACACGACCACUGCGCUCCUCGGCCGAGACAGUUGAGCGAGGAGUGGCCGUGGUGGCUCCUAACUCCCAACCUGACACCUGGUUACAUGACGCUGGCUGGAGAAGGAAGAGGUCAUUGGCCCAGCUGACGAGAGAAGCCUUACCUAGAUUGGAUAAUUACAGAAAUUCUAAGAGAGCCCUCAAAAGGCCGAGUUUGGGAGAGCUGCAUGGGGAUCAUCUUAUUACCGAAGAGGACGAGAAAGUACAACAACAAACAAGAGAUACAAAGUCUCCUACACCUGCAAUUGGCAUCAAGUUGGGAUGGAUUCAAGGCGUGCUGAUACCAUGUCUUCUAAACAUUUGGGGAGUGAUGCUAUUCCUGCGUAUAUCGUGGGUGGUCUCCCAGGCUGGCAUCGGACUGUCUCUGGUCAUCAUCGCGAUAUCUGCCUUCGUGUGUGUCAUCACCACGCUCUCUAUGAGCGCUAUAUGCACCAAUGGAGAAGUAAAAGGAGGUGGUAUCUACUACAUCAUCUCAAGAUCACUAGGACCAGAAUUCGGUGCAUCCGUGGGCAUUAUCUUUGCCUUCGCCAACGCAGUGGCUGCCAGUAUGAACACCAUCGGUUUCUGCGACUCCUUGAACGAUCUGCUCAGGAGUUAUGACAAGAAGAUCAUAGACGGUGGACUGAAUGACGUCAGGAUUGUGGGAGCCGUGGCGUUAGUCGUCAUGUGUUUUAUCUGUGCUGUUGGUAUGGACUGGGAGAGCAAAGCUCAGAAUUUCCUGAUCGCUAUAAUCGUGGGAGCCAUGGUAGACUUCGUCGUUGGAACCAUAAUGGGUCCCAGUAAUGCACAAGAAGUAGCCAAUGGUUUCAUUGGAUUGAGCACUGCCACGUUUUCUGCAAACUUCAAGCAAGACUUUCGAUUCAGUGAAGGGUUGAACCAGGACUUCUUUAGUGUGUUCGCCAUCUUCUUCCCUUCGGUCACCGGCAUCCAGGCUGGAGCUAACAUUUCGGGGGAUUUGAAGGACCCAGCGUCAGCAAUCCCGAAGGGUACAUUACUAGCCCUGCUGAUAUCCAUGGUGAGCUACGCGGCGAUGGUACUGUUCUCUGGUGGGAGUGCAUUGAGGGACGCCAGUGGAAACCUCACUGACCUGGUCUUCGAUAACGAUACCCUAGUUGACUACAGCGCUCUCUCGAACUGCGUGGCCAACAAUACCUGCAAAUAUGGACUGCAUAACAGCUAUUCAGUAAUGCAACUGAUGUCAGCUUGGGGUCCCUUCAUCUACGGCGGCUGUUGGGCAGCAACUCUCUCUACAGCUCUCACCAACCUCCUGUCUGUGCCUCGCCUCAUCCAAGCAUUGGGCACGGACCGUAUCUACCCUGGAUUGAUAUUCUUUUCCAAGCCUUAUGGGAGACACGGAGAACCUUACAGAGGCUAUGUGCUAACGUUCUUCGUUUCGCUGCUGUUUUUACUUAUUGCUGACCUAAACACCAUAGCACCAUUGAUAUCGAACUUCUACCUCGCAUCGUACGCCCUCAUAAAUUUCUGCACCUUCCACGCGGCACUAGUGCGUCCGCUGGGAUGGCGACCUACAUUCAGGUACUACAACGUGUGGUUAUCAUUGAUCGGGUUCCUGAGCUGCGUGGCGAUCAUGCUUCUCAUCAGCUGGGUGAUGUCUCUCGUCACAUUCGCCAUCUUCUUCACCUUGUACCUCAUCGUACAUUAUAGGGAUCCUGAUGUGAACUGGGGCAGCAGUACUCAAGCCCAGAUAUACAAGACUGCUCUAUCCAGUGCAUACAACUUGGCAAAAACUGGAGAGCACGUGAAGAACUACUGGCCUCAAAUACUGGUGUUAGCUGGUCGGCCACAUACCCGACCAGCUCUUGUAGAUCUGGGGAAUCUUAUCACUAAGGCUGGAUCGCUGAUGAUUGUAGGAGAUAUAUCGCAGGAGAAAGUAUCAUACAAGGAACGUUCCACCCGCUCCCGCGCUGACGCCGAAUGGCUACGUCUGCGUAAGGUCCGCGCGUUCUGUUCGCGCGUGCACGGGUUCGGCUUCGAGGCGGGCGCGCGUGCGCUGGUGCAGGCGGCGGGGGUCGGCCGCCUCGCGCCUAAUGUGCUGCUCAUGGGGUAUAAGGCUGAUUGGACUACGGCCCCUGCUGAUGAUCUGGUGGCUUAUUUUAAUGUAUUGCACACGGCCUUCGAGAGCCGCCUCGCCGUUGCCAUACUCCGCGUGCAAGGCGGGCUAGACUUCGGCGCGCUCAGCAACGAGCCCGCCGCCAGCAGCUCGCUCACCGGCACGUCGUCGGGCAGCGCCGACGAGCUGCGAGUGCGCCGCGCGCCGCUCAUGCUGCACGCCGACUCCGACCUCGACAUCCGAGCCGACGCGCCCAGGAACCAGCUCUCCAGUACGUUGCCCUUUGAUGACAGUAUUCUGACAUUGUCGACAUCGCGAUCGUUCACUAUUUCCGAGUGCAACAGUACGAGGGAACGGAAGAAGAAAGACAAGAAGAAUGAUAUGCAUCGACAGAUUGUUUAUAAUACUUCGACGGGAUUGGAGCUGUCUAAGGACCAACUGUCGCGGAUGACGAUAUUCCAGAGGAAACAGGAGGCAGGCACACUAGACGUGUGGUGGCUAUACGACGACGGUGGUCUGACGAUCCUGCUGCCGUACAUCAUCUCGCAGCGCUCCACGUGGGGCAACUGCAAGCUGAGGAUAUUCGCGCUCGCCAACAGGCUGCACGAGAUGGAACUUGAGGAGAGGAACAUGGCUAACUUGCUAGCGAAGUUCCGCAUCGACUACUCGUCGCUGACGAUGGUGCAGGACAUCACGGAGCCGCCGCAGCCGGAGACCACGGCUCUCUUCGAAGAAGUCACCAAGAAGUUCACUGACAAGUCUGCUAAUCCAGAUUGUUGCAUCAGCGAAACUGAGCUGCUGACAUUAUCAGAGAAGACGAAACGUCAACUGCGGCUGCGGGAACUAUUGCUCGCUAAUUCUAAGGAUGCAAAGCUUAUUGUCAUGUCGCUGCCGAUGCCUAGGAAGGAUUCGGUAUCAGCCCCACUGUACAUGUCCUGGCUGGAGAUGAUGAGUCGCGACAUGCCGCCCAUGAUGUUCGUGCGCGGCAACCACACCUCCGUGCUCACCUUCUACUCCUAGUUCUGUUUCUACUUCAAUUUUAACCGACUUUCCAAAAAGAGGUUCUCUAUUCGGAUGUUUGUUAUAGUAACUUCUAUUUUAUAUAAGUCCUUGAUCAAUUUCACUAAUCCAUCAGUAACGUAGUUAAAUAUAAAUAAAAUAUAGCUAUGCUCAUCGGCUACAUUUGGCUCUAUUGUAUAAUUUCUAAAUUCUGACCAUAAUUUCUAAAUUUUAUGGCAGCAUGAUUUACUGUUUUUUAUUGAUCGAGUGCUUAUAUAUGCGUCAAGAUUCUAAGCAGCUAACAAUUUCUAAGUAGUUACUUCAUACCUUUAUGUUAAUAACGCAAGUGUACGACUUUACAAUGCAAGUAUUGAUAUCGAACCAAUGUAGACUGUUCGAUAUUUACUACUUUAGAGUACAACACCCACAUUGUUUGUGAAUUAGACGAAGAUUAGUUUAGUAUGAAAGAUAUGUAUUGUGUUAGUAAAAUCAUCAUCAAUUUUAGGAACAAAGCUAUCAGUGACGUGUUGCUCUGUAAGCCGAAUUAAUUUAAAAAGAAACAUAAGUAGGUCAUUUUUUUAUAAGCCUUAGGAUUAAAAUAAUACUUAAAAAGAGAGCCUAGAUUAAGUUGCAUAAAUUUUAAGUACAAUAUUUAAAAAUCAUAACAGUUUACUUAUUGUUGGAUUAUAUAAAGCAAAAACUAAUACCCCUAACUUUCGAUAACAUUGUUCUUUGUUCUAUCUGAACAAUCUACUGUUUAUUUAACUCUACACACACUGCGUCACGGGAUCUUGUUAGACGGACGUAUUGCUUCCAAGUACCAUUUAAAGUAUAGAAUAAAUAUUUCAAUAUCAAAUUAGUAUAUUAUUUCUUUUAAUCCCAUACCUCCUAUAGGUUAUGGGCCCAGUGCGAAAAAGGACAUUUAGUAGUGAGAACAUUCAGUAGUGCGUAGUGACAGUAAAGUGCAUAGUUGUAAAUAAAAAUAAAGUUGUGACAAUGGAAAAAGUGAAAAGAAACAUUAAGCCUUUUAAUGGAGAAAAGUACAGUGUAUGGAAAUUUAGAAUUCGUACACUGCUUUCAGAGUUAAACUUGCUCAGUGUUAUUGACGAAGAAAUUCCUGGAACGCGAUCCGCUGAGUGGGAAAAGAAUAAUAAGGCAGCCAAAAGUAUUAUAGUCGAAUAUUUGGCGGACUCAUAUCUUAAUUAUAUUAAUGAAAAUGGGACUGCUCAAGCAGUUUUUAAACAUUUUGACGCGAUCUAUGAAAGGAAAAGUGUAGCAACUCAAUUAGCGCUGAGAAAACAAUUAUUGGGAUUAAAAUUAAAAGCCGAUAUACCCUUGAUCAAACACUUCUCAACAUUUGACGAUCUGCUGACAGAAUUAUCAGCUGCUGGAGCUAAAUUAGAGGAAACGGACAAAGUAGCUCAUUUAUUACUUACUCUCCGAAUACAUAUGAUGGCGUUAUCACUGCAAUUGAGACACUAUCUGAAGAAAAUAUCACUCUCGGUUUUGUAAAAACUAGACUAUUAGAUCACGAAGUAAAAUUAAAAAACGAGAGUCGUGAUACCAGUUUAAAGAUACUCCAUGUUGAAGAAAAAUAUAAUAAAAACAGAUACAAUCGCACAAAACAAAACUAUUUGAAGAAUACAACAUUCAAGAAAACAAACAAACAAAAAUUUGUGAAAUGUCAUUACUGUGGACGCAAAGGACACAAGAAACAGGAUUGUUUCUAUUUCAAAAGACAGACAAAUAUACAAAACAAUGCCCCAGAAAGGACAAGACAAGUCCAAACUAUUGCCCUGCAAGAGGGAACGACCUCGAAUUCUUCUUUUUCAGGAUUUGCGUUCAUGACAAGCGCAUACCAUUAUGAAAAAGACCACUCGACAAUUAAAUUCCUAUUAGAUUCAGGAGCGUCUGAUCACAUCACAAAUAGAGAUGAUCUCUUCACAUCGUUUGAAUGUUUAAAUCCUCCUUUAAAAAUUUCAGUAGCUAAAAACAAUACAUUUAUUUCAGCAACUAAAAGGGGAAACAUAAAUCUUAUCAGUCAAACAGGAGUGCAAGGAAUACUUACAAAUGUAUUGUUCUGUGCCGAAGUACCAUAUAAUUUAAUAUCGGUAUCAAAGAUGCAGCAAGCAGGAUUCACCAUAAUAUUUGAUGACAAAGGCACACAAAUUACAAAGGAAGGUAAAAUCAUCAUGAAAGGUAAGACAUUGAAUAAUCUUAUAGUUCUAGAGUUUAAAAUA